UUCUCGUCUCCUCUGUGUCUCUCUGUUGUCUCUUCACAGGGUCUCUCCUGCUCUUUUCUCGUCUCCUCUGUGUCUCUCCAUCGUCUCUUCACAGGGUCUCUCCUGCUCUUUUCUCGUUUGUCUGUCCCAUUCACAGCUCUCUUUAUAUGCUGGUUUAGCCGGGGUGUCUAGACCUCACACACAGAGAGAGAGAGAGCGAGAGAGAGAUUAAACAGACAAAACAGAACACAAAAAACAAAGUGGGCAUUGCCUGACUACGCCAUGGGCUGCCCAUGACUACGUCCAUGGUGUGUGUGUGUGUGUGAAAUGAUUUGAUAUGGAACCCUCCCUCCACUGCCCCCCUCCUCCCUCUCUCCUUUCCUUCAUCUAUCCCCCUCUUUUUCUCUCUCUCUCUCCUCUACCUCUCUCUCUCUCCUCUACCUCUCUCUCUCUCUCUCUCUCCCUCUCUCUCUCUCUCUCUCUCCUGCUCUUCUCCUGUCCCCACCCUUCCCCACCUCCAAGCUUCACAAACAUGCUGAAGACCAAGCCGCCGAGCGCCGUGAGCAUCCGCGCCAGCCUGCAGCAGCAGCACAUGGCCAGCGCGCGGAACCGACGCCUGGCCCAGCAGAUGGAGAACCGGCCCUCCGUACAGGCCGCCCUCCACCACAAGCAGGUGGGUCGUCUUCAGAGCCUGAAGCAGCGCCUGGGUAAGAGCAACAUCCAGGCGCGUCUGGGCCGGCCGGUGGGGGCCCUGAUGAUGCGUGGGGUCGGCGGGGGUCGAGGCUUCGCCGGGGGCCGAGGUUUCGCCGGGGGUCGAGGCUUCGCCGGGGGUCGAGGCUUCGUCGUAGGCGGGCUGAGAGGAGCGGCGCGCGGAGGAGGACUGAGGGGACGCGGCGGCCGAGGAGUGGGCAUGAGGGGAGCCCUCGUCUUCAGAGGCAUGGGCCAGAUGCGAGGCCGUGGGGGCGCUGGGCGAGCAGGCCUGAGGAGGGGCAUGCGUCAGCGAGGAGGCGGACCUGGCAGAGGGGCCAUGAUGAUUGGCCGAGGAGCAGGAAGAGGAGGGGCUGGAGUCCGAGGCAGAGGACGCGGCGGCAUGCGCGGUCGCGGGGGAUUUGCCGGCCGUGGUGGCCGUGGGCGCGGCCGGGGUCGAGGAGCCGUCGGGGGUGGACGCAGUACCCAGGUGACGCGGGAGCAGCUGGACAACCAGCUGGACGCCUACAUGUCCAAGACCAAAGGGCACCUGGACGCCGAGCUCGACGCGUACAUGGCCCAGGCUGACCCUGACAGCAUGGAGUGACCGUCUCUGCCCCCCCCUCUCUCCUGGGCAGCGAGGCUCGUCCAUAUCCACAACGGAAGCAAAGCAGCGUAGACCUGCAGAAAACACUUAAAGACUUUUACAUGAAGAAGAUUUUUUAUAUCACACACACACACACACACAUAUGAUAUGAAUAUGAAUAUGAAAAUGAAUAUAUCUCUGAAAGUGCCAUAAGGUCAAACACGCAUACGGACUCACACCACACCCAGGGGACUCGGCCAUGCUGAUAUGUUGAUGCCCAUCUUCCAGGGACUGGUCAGAUCCACGCACUGCACUGCACAGCACAGCACAGCACACUAAUGACAAGAUUCUAAACACAUCGGAUUCCUCUAUAUCCGCAGGCUAGGCUGUUAUACACAAGUGGGAAACAAAUAUACAUUUGUGUGUACACAUUUCUUUUGAAUGUUUUAUCGGACCAUAGGGAGGACUGGAUUGGUUGCUGUGUUUCUGUUUGUUAUAUGACCUGUAUGACCUAUGACCUGACCUGUAAUCUUUAACUGUAACUAAGAGGGCAAUGUGCUCCCCUUGUUCUGCUGAUCCACUCAAAGCAGAUUUGUUUUUUUUUUUGGUUUUUUUUAAUAAAGUGUUGAGUAUUUGGUAGGACUCCAGGUGCUUGGCAAUUAGAUGAAAUUGUUAUGCUUCAUUAUAUUAUUAUGAGUCUGCAGAAUGCUGAGAUAUCUAUCAGGGUUUUGCUUUGCUUAAAGUAUGAAAUCUUUUCACUAUCACUAAGCAAUAACAAAACAAUUUAACAGAAGUAAAACAAUCAGUGACCUGCCAUGUGAAGGAUUAUGUGUAUAUUUGUUUUCUCAUAAAUAGCCCAGCAGUACGUCCAGUAGGUUUUUACAAUACAAAUGAUUCGAAGUCAAAUGUUUUAUGUUGGGUACCCAGGUUAGCAGUUUGAUACCUGAAAAUUACAUCUUGCCAGGCUCUUUGUUCCUGUUUACAUGUUUACAUUACGUGACGUGGAGGGUGUCAUUUGUGGUGCCUUGCAAACAAGCACUGAUCAAAUGACGAACAGUUGAACAGUGGUAUUGUUUUAAGAUUUUAUUUUACUGACCAAUGAAGGCUACAACAGUCAUACAAAUAUGUUUGAUGGGAGAUCCACAAAGAUGCUUAUAAAUGCCUACAGAUAAUGACACUGCCAGAACAAGGCCCCUAUUCCUCUGUGUGAAAUACCGGGACACUGAUGGGAAUAUUUGUGUUGUUAAACCUUGUCUUGUUGCUUUCAAAGCUGUCAUUAAAUUUGAAGGAAUUAUUAAACAUGGAUGACAUAUUUUUUUUUCCAGAAUAAGUUGGAGCCCAAAAUUGGUACACUAAAAUGAUGGACACUAUUGCUGUAAAACAGACCUCCUGCCAGAGAAAUCUGACAUGUCAGACUCAGUUUGGGAUAUGUAUUGUUUAAAAAUCAAAUAUUAAAGAUUGUAAUACUGUGCACUAAAA
Messenger RNA from Alosa alosa (allis shad), 2731 nucleotides. It is a transcript of the gene chtopa, whose product is annotated as chromatin target of PRMT1a. Bases 317 to 1273 code for a protein of 318 amino acids. The transcript is spliced from 4 exons. The record is from RefSeq and is a predicted model, not a curated record. Lineage: Eukaryota; Metazoa; Chordata; Actinopteri; Clupeiformes; Clupeidae.